AUGGUAGGCCGCACAUUGUUAUCCGUCGCUAUUAUUGGAGGUGGCCCUGGUGGGCUGGGUACCGCCAUUGCGCUAUCUCAGCUACCAUUCCUCCAUGUGACUCUCUAUGAGAAAAACCCAGAGCCCCGAGAAGCCGGCGCCGGAAUAAGUCUAAGCACGAAUGCCUGGAAAGUGUUGGACUUGUUGGGAGCAAGUGAUGGAGUUAAGGGUGGUUCGAAGUCAGAUACGCAUCAAAGGAAUGGCUAUACUGGAAAGACUCUCAGCAUCACCAAGCACCCGGAGAAUUCUGCUGCAGAUACCCGUGGGGCGAUUCGGGCUCGAAGAACUCGGCUUCAAUCAGCACUUUUGGCUAAAGUGCCCGAUAACCUUAUCCAAUUUAACAAAAAGCUGGUAACUCUGGAGAACGUGCCUGAUGGGGGCGUUCGUCUAGUCUUUGACGAUUCAACGGAAGUCCAUGCAGAUCUGGUCAUUGGUGCUGAUGGAAUACACUCUAUUGUUCGACGAGUCCUUUUUCCCGACCAUAAGCUUCGAUUCACAGGUAAUACUGCGUUUCGAGUCAUUGUCCCCAAGUCUCGUUUGGCUCAUCUCCCCGACAUCACCUCCACAACGGCUUGGUGGUGGGGUGAGGCCGGCCAUGUGUACUUCUCUGAUGUGGAUGAUGAAAGGGAAACGGAUGAUCCACUUUUUGAAAUUACCGUGAGGUCAUACAAGGAGCCUGAUGUUCCAGGAAAGACUGUUAUCUGGGGUAUCCCAGCCAGUAAUGAGAAGGUGGCAUCACGCGUUUCGACCUUUGAUAAGCGAGUUCAGGAUGCAGUGAGUGUAGUACAGGAAGGUGAAUGGGGUGAAUUCGCUACAUUUGCUGGUCCUCGGUUGAGCGAGAUAACCGGCUGGGAUAAAGUUGCCUUGAUUGGGGAUGCCAGUCAUCCACUUUCAGGUGCCUUCGGCUCUGGAGCCACAUUCGCAAUGGAAGAUGGCUGGAUACUUGCAAGAGCGCUUGAGUAUUCUCAAUUUACUUCACGUCCAGUCCACGAUGCUCUUAAAAUAUUCAACACUAUACGAUCACCAUAUUAUGCUAGAAUGUACGAGCACCUGGACGAGGUGGGUGCAAAGAUGCAGCAGUUCAAAUCAGAGAGCACGAACUUCGAUGAUUUCUUGCAAGCUAAAAUCAACAACUUCCUCUACGGGGAUAAGGACUUUAUUUACAAAAACGAUAUUGGUAAAGUCUGGGAGGAUUAUCUUACAAGGAUAAAGUGA
Molecule: messenger RNA, 1254 nt
Organism: Penicillium malachiteum
Lineage: Eukaryota; Fungi; Ascomycota; Eurotiomycetes; Eurotiales; Aspergillaceae
Exons: 6
Coding region: 1-1254 (417 amino acids)
Biological process (GO): secondary metabolite biosynthetic process
Molecular function (GO): FAD binding
Source: RefSeq, a predicted model, not a curated record